Messenger RNA from Sinocyclocheilus grahami, 1261 nucleotides. RefSeq names its product THAP domain-containing protein 4-like. The transcript has 3 exons. The record is from RefSeq and is a predicted model, not a curated record. Gene Ontology annotation, molecular function: RNA polymerase II cis-regulatory region sequence-specific DNA binding; DNA-binding transcription factor activity. Gene Ontology annotation, cellular component: nucleus. The coding region runs from base 192 to 737 and encodes 181 amino acids. Gene Ontology annotation, biological process: regulation of transcription by RNA polymerase II. NCBI's taxonomy places the organism in Eukaryota, Metazoa, Chordata, Actinopteri, Cypriniformes, Cyprinidae.
CUCUGAUUGUAGCACAUGGGACUACUGUUUUAUCUGUUACCUAUAUCCCAAAAAAUGUUAAACCCUUUUGAUAAAUUGAAUCUUGACGCAUGCGCAUUUUACGACAGUUUAGACGCGUUUACGAUACAAACUGGGGCGCUGUUUACAACCGAGCUGUAUAGUUACAAAAGGGUUAUGCUGCAAAUUGAACAAUGGUGCGUAUGUGUGCUUUUCCUGGAUGUUUCAACAGACAGAAAGCAGUGAGGUUGCGUCCUCGGCCGUUGUCGCCAGAGGAAAGGCUGACUUUUCACAGAUUCCCACUGAAUGACCCGCAGCGCCUGAGGCUAUGGCUGCUCGCGGUUCGCCGGGACACUGGUUUACCCGUUCAGUCUCUGGACGUUUUGAGGCUGUGCAGUCAACAUUUUUCACGAGACGAUUUCAGGUCAGAUAAGGGAAGUGUACGACGAUAUCUGAAGUCGACAGCCGUCCCUGUGUGGUUUUUCAAAACUGAGGAGGCUCGGAGAGAUCCGUCUCAGCCCAGACAGAGAUUUAUCCACUGCUUUCCUUUGCUGUCCUUUGACCAGGAGGCUGAAGAUGAAGAGACUGUUGCUGCUGUAUCAGAGAAGAGUGUGAAGACCGCGGGAAAAUACACUACACCAGCACCGCCUCAAAUAAAGCUAGAAUCUAGAAGCGCCGCUCUUGGUAAUGCCCCAGUUGAGGAGGAAGCCAAAGCACAGAGUAAUGGGAUGAAGAAAUGAGCCACUCAUGCUGGAACAUCUUUUAAUAGACUAUUUAUUUCUAUUUUUUAUUUUUUUAAUUAACAAAUAUUUUCUCCAUUUAAUGUAGUAGCAAAAGCUUCAUAAGCAAGUCAUAGCUGUUCUGUUCUAACGAUUUAGAUGUGACAUUGUAUGCCACACACUUAACUGCUACUACUGUGUUUUUCUGUUUCUGUUGUUUUAUUAAUACUGAGGUCAUGAAUUAUCUUUCACAAAAUGCAAAAGAGAGAGAGAUAUUAUAAAAAAGUCAUGCAGAGUCUGGGGAAUGUGGAAAGGUUUUAUGAAAGAUACAAUUCUUGACAUCAGUAUAUUAUUUUAAUGUUAUAAUGUAAUUAAUCAAUCAUGCUCAGAACACCUUACAGUAAAACUCUUUCUCUCUAGUACAUUUUUGUAUUGCUAAAAAGGCUUUGUGAUAUAGCAAGUGUUCGGGCACUACUGGCAAUAAAUGUCUGGAAAAAUAAAAGGUCAGUUCUUGUUCCUUGUCUCCGUCUCUGGUCGAUAUAUAA